GCCCGGUCCCGGCGGGCGCGGCGGGAAGCUCAGCCCCGGCGCCCGGAGGGGGGGCGUGGCGGGCGCGGUCCCGCCCCUGCGCGGCGCUCGGCCCCGGACCGCUCGGCGCCGGCUGCAGCCUGGGCUGGGCGCUCGCCCGCACCCGAGUCCAGCAGCCCGAACCCCGCGCCCCGUCCGGCGCCCCGGCACCCCGCGCCGCGCCCGGAGCACCCCGCAUCCCCGCGCCCGGGCAUGUAGCGGGCGCCGCGCGGAAUAUGGGCGGGAACCACUCCCACAAGCCCGCCGCCUUCGCCGAGGACGAGGAAGUCAACUUUGACCAUUUCCAGAUCCUGCGGGCCAUUGGCAAAGGGAGUUUUGGAAAGGUGUGCAUCGUGCAGAAGCGGGACACGAGGCGGAUGUACGCCAUGAAGUACAUGAACAAGCAGAAGUGCGUGGAGCGGGACGAGGUGCGCAACGUGUUCCGGGAGCUGCAGAUCAUGCAGGGCCUGGAGCACCCCUUCCUGGUCAACCUGUGGUACUCCUUCCAGGACGAGGAGGACAUGUUCAUGGUGGUGGACCUGCUGCUGGGCGGGGACCUGCGCUACCACCUGCAGCAGAACGUGCACUUCCCCGAGGGCGCGGUGAGGCUGUACAUCUGCGAGCUGGCGCUGGCGCUGGAGUACCUGCAGCAGCAGCGCAUCAUCCACAGAGACAUCAAGCCGGACAACAUCCUGCUGGACGAGCACGGGCACGUCCACAUCACGGACUUCAACAUCGCGACGGUGGUGCAGGGGGCGGAGAAGGCCUCCUCCAUGGCCGGCACCAAGCCCUACAUGGCCCCGGAGGUGUUCCAGGUCUACGUGGACGGAGGCCCCGGGUACUCCUACCCCGUCGACUGGUGGUCCCUGGGCGUCACGGCCUACGAGCUGCUGCGGGGCUGGAGGCCGUACGAGAUCCACUCGGCCACGCCCGUCGCUGAGAUCCUCAACAUGUUCCAGGCGGAGCGUGUGCACUACUCCUCCACGUGGUGCAAGGGGAUGGUCGCCCUGCUGAGGAAGCUCCUGACCAAGGACCCCGAGAGCCGCCUGUCCAGCCUUGGCGACCUGCAGAGCACACCCUACCUGGCCGACAUGAACUGGGACGCGGUGUUCGAGAAGGCGCUGACCCCCAGCUUUGUGCCCAAUAAAGGGAGACUGAACUGUGAUCCCACGUUUGAGCUCGAAGAAAUGAUUCUCGAAUCCAAGCCGCUUCACAAAAAGAAGAAGCGGUUGGCAAAGAGCAGGUCCAAAGGCGGCACGAAGGACAGCUGCCCGCUGAACGGACACCUGCAGCAGUGCCUGGAGACCGUGCGGAAGGAAUUCAUCAUAUUCAACAGAGAGAAGCUGAGGAGGCAGCAGGGCCCAGGCAUCCAGCUGCUGGACCCCGAGGGCCGCGCCGGGAGCCAGGCGCCGGGCAAGCUCCAGGACGGGUGCAACAACAAUGUGCCGGGCCCCGCCUGCGCCCACGGCUGCAGCAGCUAAGCUGCCCGGCC
Messenger RNA from Myotis daubentonii (Daubenton's bat), 1510 nucleotides. RefSeq names its product serine/threonine kinase 32B (gene STK32B). NCBI's taxonomy places the organism in Eukaryota, Metazoa, Chordata, Mammalia, Chiroptera, Vespertilionidae. Gene Ontology annotation, molecular function: G protein-coupled receptor kinase activity; G protein-coupled receptor binding; ATP binding. The record is from RefSeq and is a predicted model, not a curated record. Gene Ontology annotation, biological process: regulation of signal transduction; protein phosphorylation; G protein-coupled receptor signaling pathway.